UCCCGUUGUUUUGAGCAUAUUGGGUUUCACUAGGCCCCAUUGUCAUGACAGAAGAUGCAACACUAUUUUCUAUUGCUGCGCUGCACACGGCGCUGUUUUUAGAGUCAGUUUGGUUGAGUUUCAGAUGCCUGUGCCAGGACCGGUGGCUGUGGUGCGUUGCAUGCGUUCGUUCCAUGACCUUUUCUCCCCUAGACGUACCGGAUCAACUGAUUUCCCCACCAAGCACUCCCGUUCCACACCUCCCGAUGAAGAUCAUGCAAACCUGUUUUUCAUAUAAUAUGCUUGAAAUAAGCUGCCGGUCGGCUGAUGUAUUUGCAAAUGAGAAGGCAAAUCUGUCACUGACAAUAGAUGUAAAUGCUCACACAUCCCAGGAGGACGGCGGAGCUCUGCUAGUGAGUAUCCUCUUCAAACUGGAGUUACAACAUUAAUCGGAUCUCCAGCACCUCUGUACUCGCGACCUCCUCAUUGGUUGAACUCCACGGAUUACAGUAGUAUCAUUAAUAAGUAGUUAUUGUAACAUUUAAGCGAUUUAUUCUUUUCACUUUGAUCUGAUUAUUCGAUCGGGGGGUGUGUAUCUAGACUAGAGGCUAGCGUCAUCAAUAAGUUAGUCACUGAGGAUUUUGUUUCUGCAGAACCAUGAGGUCCAGUCGUCUCAUCUGCAGUUUCAUCGGUGCUCUCAUCCACCUGCGGGAGUCACCUCGAUGUUCAGCUGCAUCCAGCAUUGACGUGCCGCUGAGAGGCGCGGCCGUUCAGUCUUCCACCUAUUCGGGCUGGAGCGCUGGACAUGCCAUCGAUGGGAGCUGCAGCCCUGAUGGGAAGGACAGCUGCAUUCACACCUCGGAGAUGGACAAUCCGUGGUGGAGGCUCCAGCUGGACGGUGUGUACAGGGUGUCCGUGAUCGAGAUCACUAAUAUGUACUCAACAAGGAAGUGGCUCGACGGCGUGGAAAUACACAUCGGCAAUUCACUGGUCAACAACGGCAACGACAACCCGAGGUGUGCCAUCAUCCACGAUGUCCCCGACGGCUUGACUCAGACCGUCCAUUGCUGGGGAAUGGAAGGAGUGUAUGUCAACUUCUACAAGCCCUUCAACACUACAUACUUGAUGUUGUGUGAGGUCAAAGUGUACGGAGAGUUGGCCCCCGCUCCCCCCUCCAUCAGCACUCCGGGGGUGGGGAUGAACGUCACCCUGGUGGGGAAGCGGCUGUGCUGGUCAGACGCCCUGUUCUACUGCAGAGACUAUCACUGGGACCUGCUGACUCUCAGGGGCCCGGCGGAGCAGGAGAUAGUUGACGAUCUGGUGGCUCGCGCCCCCUUCCCGCUAACCAGCCAUCUCUGGGUGGGCCUGCGCAGGUCUAUUCUAGGAAGCUCUUGGUUCUGGAUGUCCGGUGACCCGAUGGACUUCACCCAGUGGGACGAGGCCUCGCAGGAGCCCAGCCCCUGUGGGGGCAUUUCCAGCACAGAACGUUCCACAUGGAGGCAACGCUUUUGUGGGGAACAUCUCAACUUCGUCUGUUUCACAGGUCCGACAGGAGGGAAAAAGGUGCGCUUCUUUAGUACAACAAGAGUGAAACCAACUUGUAAAAACUAGGUUUGUCUCGCUGGAGAAUGCAACUACUGAUUCCCAAGUAAUCCUGUAGUGAAGAUUCUGAAUGCUUUAGCACAGAGCUUGUCUGUGGUAGCUAGCCAGUUCUGCAUUUUGCUUACAAACUCACGGAAGAUGUAUAUCUAUGGAAUUAGUGCUGUAAUAGCUUGAACGUGUAAAAGCGUAGGUAGAAGUAAUUUAUUUACUUUAGAAUAUAAUCAUUGAACAUCCAUAUGAGCAGAUCUGGUUGACGUUGCAUUAGUCCUUUGAGUGAAAUGUGGAGAUUGUGAGAAUAUGCUAUAUAAAUACUAUAUAAAAUAUCGGUCAUGUUUUAUUUCUAUGUCUUUAAUUCUUGAAAUAAAGAGAACAACUUA
Messenger RNA from Gadus macrocephalus (Pacific cod), 1958 nucleotides. RefSeq names its product pentraxin fusion protein-like. The coding region runs from base 637 to 1590 and encodes 317 amino acids. The transcript has 7 exons. The record is from RefSeq and is a predicted model, not a curated record. Lineage: Eukaryota; Metazoa; Chordata; Actinopteri; Gadiformes; Gadidae.